Messenger RNA from Vitrella brassicaformis, 865 nucleotides. Lineage: Eukaryota; Vitrellaceae. The record is from the annotation of a GenBank genome assembly.
GGACAAAAAUGCGUGGUUUCCUGGCGUUCACGUUCCUCCUCCCAGUGUGCCAAGGGGCAGGAGAUGCAGCUGGAGUCAACAUCAACUUGUCAGAACAACCAGAGAAAGUCAGCACGCUGUGCUCGUUCUGUGAAUACUGCCAGGUCAGGAGGAGGAGGCAGAACUAGAGGAGGGCGAUACAUGUGGCCUGUUGCCAGUGUGCCUGAUCUGAUCAUAUUUCUGAUGCCGUCUUGUGUGUCCUUCGCUUGCCAUGGUGUGUCAGUUCUGCGACGAGUGCAGGAAGUGCCCUUGUGAGCGGUCUGACAAGACGCCCAACUGUCACUACUGCGGCUACUGCCGCUUCUGCCCAGCCUGCCGGCUGUGCGGUGUAAGAAAGAAAAGGUGGCAUGGCCUGCUCCAUGGUUUCAUAUUUGUGUAUAUGUGCAGUUGUGCAAGCAGAAGGGCAUUGCCAAUAUGGUGGGCUCGGCCCUGGACUUCGUACUCAAACAAUUCGACCGAGCCCUUGGGUGGGUGAGAGCCCUGCAGUCAGACGCAUGGCCUAAGCCCUUUCGAGUGUCUGUCCUUUGCGUAUGGUAUGCAGUUUCAGUGUCAGCAAGGAGAACGUCACGGUGCCUGAUAGGGCGACCAUCGAGGAGGACGUGCAGAAGACGGAGCUAUACAUGCGAAAGAUGAAGGCCACUCAAGCAGAACAAGAGGAAGAGGAGCAGGAGACCAGCGUAGCCGACGAUGAGGAAGAGGCAGACCACACACACGAUGAGCUGUAGCGGCUUUGCUGUACAUGUCGACCUCACUUACGAAGCGUGUGAAUACUCGAUAUGUCUUAGCGCUUAUAUCGUCUGACGAUAAGUCACGGCACAGAUCAUCG